Messenger RNA from Bactrocera oleae (olive fruit fly), 6392 nucleotides. RefSeq names its product tyrosine-protein kinase Wsck (gene Wsck). NCBI's taxonomy places the organism in Eukaryota, Metazoa, Arthropoda, Insecta, Diptera, Tephritidae. Gene Ontology annotation, molecular function: protein binding; protein kinase activity; ATP binding. Gene Ontology annotation, biological process: protein phosphorylation. The record is from RefSeq and is a predicted model, not a curated record.
AGUGGAUUCUCUGGCGCUGCGCUGUGCUCGUUCGUUGCGAGCGUUAAUCGUGUUUAGAAGCAGAAAAACUUGCGCACUCAUCUCUUUCGAUCGAUCUCACAACGAUAUUGCAGAGAUUUGGAAGCAUGACAAAGAAUGUUUUAAGCAGAACCUGCUCGUAUUGCUGAAGUACAUAAAUUCAUAUACAUAUCUGUAUAUUGGAUGAUUACAUCGACGAUUCGAUUAGUAUAAUUACUGUUUUUUUGCUUGGCUUUUUGUUUUGCUUUGUAUUCUUCUUGUUUAUAAGUAUGUACAAAGUAUGUAGGCUUAACAAUAUCGCUAGAAUGAAGUAAUAUGGUCUCAACUGAAGGUUGGAUGUUUCAAUGCCUACUGAUGUCAACAACUGAUCGGAGCUUGGAACCAGUAUUUUGGGAAAAUUUGUUGUUUUUUAUGUCAGGAAAAAUGUAUGUAAUGGCAGAUUUCUUUAGCUGAGCUCCACAUGUGAAUUUCAAAAUAUCGUUUUUUUUUUUGUGUAUACAUGUACUUUAAUUCUCCGAAAAUUUGAAGUUAAUAGUGAAGGCAAGUAGUUUCAGUGAUAUUAGCGUAUUUUUAAGAAUUUUUAAAUUAGUGUCUCAAAACUUUAAAUGAAAUCGAAACGCUGUUUUCUGAGCCGGUAAGGAAAAUUUCACCGAAAAGGCUGGACCGAUCGGCUUGAAAUUUUUACACGGCUUUCUUCAAUUUAUCAGAUAACUAUCGAAGUAAUAAGAUUUUUGAUAACAAUUUCCAUUUUUCCAACAUCUCUGAAGUGUAAAUAUUUUUACAAAAAACCCUUUUUUUAUUUUGUCAAAAAUCAAAAUUUCAAGUAGUUCUUUUAACAUUACCUGUGCUCGCCUAUUGUUAUAAUAUUUUUUUUGUUUUGGUUUUUGGAUUUAAUAUAAUUUUAAGUAGAAAAAUCUUCCUCACAACCAGACAUUUGUUUUCGAAGGUCCUUUUGGAGAUCGUCUACGGGAUCAAGGGAAUCCAAAAUUGUUCAAUAUGAAUCGCCUAUUAAAUUAAAUUAUGCAAAUGUACAAUAUUUUAAUUUUAUAUAAAAUAAAAUGCCUCUUCAAAUAAAUUCACCAAAAACCAAUUUUUCUGACAUCCAAGUGGAUAUAACCCCAUAAACGAUAGAUUAAAUUUUAGUGUCACCGUACUGAUUACAACUAUGCGGUUUUAAGCAUGGUUUACUAUCACUGGUAUGUUUCUAGUGUGGACACAUUUUUUAUACCUGAACAGGGUAUAUUAAUUUUGCCACGAAGUUUGUAACACCAAGAAAGAAACGUCGGAGACCCUAUAAAAUAUAUACAUAAAUGAUCAGCUUGCGCGAACUAGUCCCUCAAUUUUUAAGCUAUCGGUCUGAAAUUUUGCACCUGUCCUUUCCUUACUAAGAAACUGCUCAUUUGUCGGAAUGGUAUGGGACCACUAUAGCAUAUAGCUGCCAUAUUAACUGACGAUCAGAGUAAAGUGCUUGUAUGGAAAACGUUUUUAUUUAACGAGGUAUCUUCACGAAAUUAGAUCGGAAUCAAGUUAUUGUAAGGAACCUUUGUAUCUGUGAAUGGUAUUAUAGCUUCGGAGCAAUAUUUAACGUUUUUUCUUGUUUUCAAAUCACUUUUGAUGGGAUUUCUGGAGAGGAGGGUAUAUUGAAAAUGUAUUUCAAAAUGUUUCGGCAAAAUAAAAUUGAAAUUGGUGUUGCCUUACAAGCCAUUUUUCGUAUUCAAACAACUGUUCUCAGCGUUAUUUUCCACACUCAUAUUUUCUUCAUUUCUUCGCUCUCGGCCGCCGAGCAGUGAGGGUGCUGUAUUAGUCAUCAAUGGCCCGAAUGCUUUUUAAGCCCGGCUAAAGCAAAAACAGGUAAAAUCCAAAACAGUUUCCAAUACAGCAACGAACGGUGGAAUGUACAAACGAAUGAAACGCAAAAAUGAGUGAAAAACACGUUCACCCCGAUCACCAGGUGUGCUGAACAUCGAUCUCUUUUCCGUACAUGUGCGCCAGAGGCUUACGACGACGCAUAAACAGAAAAUAUGAAAGUAACAACGAUAGCUGCCAACAGUACCAGCCGUUGGACGAUGUUUGGUCAUAGCAGUUAAGCGCAGGUUUUGCUUUUCAAUUCGCCUUUGUCGCUGUGAAACGCUGUGUCGUCGUCGUCGUCGUGGUCGUUUGUGGGACGAAUAAGUGAGUAAACAAGUGAGCGCCGCUUAGUCAAUUCGAUUACUGGCUGUGUGUUUAAAUGGAACGUUACUGGUUGCUGCCGCUGGUUGGAUCGCAUAAUCGCUGGACAAUGAAGCAGAACACUGGGCGAAUACACGUCCGAUCUAACGUAUGCGAUUUUCAAUAGUAAAAUAUAAUAGAGGAAACCAACGUUGGCGAAAUUUCAAAACAUAAUUCAAAAGACUAAUAAAAGCAGCAAAAGAAAAGAGAAUUAAUUAGUGCGCCAACAAAGCUAGCAUAUAAUCGAAUUUGAUAAGAGUAAAUAAAGGUUUAUUGAAUGAGGGUGGCACCCUGAACGCCAAGCGGACGGAGCAUUUAAUUAGUCGGAUUCUAGCAACAGUGGCUACAGCAGCAUCAUUCAGAAUGUCAGCCAAAAAUUUUCAAGCACUUCAACGAACGGUGCACACACAAUGGCGAAAGAAUACCUACAAUAACGGCCACCGCCCAGCUAAAGCGUGGAGUCACACCUGGCGAAGUCGCUAUGACAGCGGCGGUAGCAACAACAACAGCAGUAAUACUAACAGUUCAACACACUUGCUUACACAACGUUCUGGCCGCGGCAUGUUGCAAUCGCUAUUGUUGUAUUUUGCCAUACUCUUAACUUUAGUAAACUCUCAAAACACUGAACAAUUGCAAAUCGUGCCUAUCGCAGGUGAGUCAACGUUUUUUUACGUCGGUUGCUACACUGCACGCACAGAUCUCCUGAAGGAGUCUAUUUACUCGAAGACGCCGCGGACUUGUGUCGAAAUAUGCGAGCAUCAAAAUUACAGUUACGCUGUUUUAUCGGCAGAGCGUUGUUUCUGCAUGAACAAUGUCAACACGAAGGAUCGCCAGGAUGACAAACUGUGCAAUACACGCUGUUUAGCUGACAAAUCCCAGUAUUGUGGUGGUGUUGGCGUACACAGUUACUAUUCAACUAUAUGGGCCACAAAAACGGCACCGCGAAAUCUUCGCGUGGACAACGUAACCGAAUACACCAUAACCGUAGCUUGGGACAUGCACUUGUCCCCUAGCAAAGUGUUCGUGGCUGGUGCUGAGGUAGCGGCGACCAAUCCAGUGCAAGAGGUUACGAAUUUUCGCAUACGGACACAAGUAGUGCGCACAUACUCAACACUGCCUUUCUUUCCGCAACCUGAAUUCAUAGUGCAGGGCAUGGAGACAACCAUCGAAAUCACAGACCUACAUCCGGCCACUGAGUACAAUAUCACUGUUGAGGCAAUGUGCGCACAGGUGGUAUGUGGCAAUGCCUCACUACAUGCCAGCACCGAAGUGGGUAUCCCCGGUCCCACGCCGCCGCAGCCGCGUGUUAUCCGUACAACAGAUUCCGCCAUGACCAUAGAAAUCCCGCCGAUGCGCAAUGAUAAUGGACCGCUUACAAAAGUGCUGGUUAUUGUAGAACGUGUAGAUGCCUCGCUAAGUCAACCAUUUGAAACGGAGCUUCUGGGUAGUUGGCAAAAGGCCCAGGAUGAUGGACUGCCGUACUAUAUAACUGCACAGCUGGAUUACAAUGGACCGGACGAUAAUCGUACGCGGCAAUUUAUUGUGGGCGAUGGUAGGCGUUAUGGGCCUUUUUUGAAUGUGCCAUUGAAUACGACUGGCGCCGAUAUACAUCUCAGCCUGGGUUUGGUUAGUACAUUGAAUGGUGUAACAAAGACCCUGUAUACUCGUGGUUCACACGAUCAACACUCAAUUACAUUGGAUAAUUUUCAAUAUGCCACCUUCGAUUCGGGCCGCGCUUCCAUUAUUGCGUUGACCGUGACUUGCAUCAUAUUUGCCAUUUGUUUGAUACUCAGCGUGUUUACGUAUUUUUAUUUGCGCUACAAGACCUGCCAGGCGCGCGGAGGUUUGAAUCGCAAUGUUCAUGAGAUGACCAUGCAACAGCCGAUUAUCGAGCGCGAGAACAAUGGAUUCGUUGUGGAGGAUGAAUUGCUGCCCGCUGAGAAUUUCCGCCAACAGCUUGACGUGCUCAUCUCGGCUUUGGACCCCAACAAACGGUUGCCCCGCAAUGCAUUGCGCAUGAAUGUUAAUGAUAUAUUUGCGGAUGGACGUUAUGGUGAGGUAAUUACUGGCAAAUUCAUCUCUGCCGCGUUGCCGGAAGCGAGCGCCGACUGUCAACUGCAUGUGCUCGCUUUGGACGAUUUACAGGGUAAAGAGCAGGCACAUUUGCUACGCGACUUCCGCAAUCUUUCAAAGUUGCAGCGACACGAGCAUUUACUCGACUUCUAUGGCAUCUCGUCUAGCACCGAUUGGUUUUAUUUGGUCUUUGAGCAUCAAACUGUGAGUUUGAAACGUCGUCUUAUCGAGAGUAGGCGCGUACCCAAUACGGCACCCAUGCAACGUAUUACUGCACUCUCCGAGGAGUUGGUGCUGCAGUGGAUCUACGAGAUAGCCAGCGCGUUCGAGUAUCUUAGCAGCUGCAAAGUGGUGCACAAGCAAUUGUGUUCGCAUAAUAUUUUCGUCACUGCGGAUGCCAAACUAAAGGUGUCAGUAUUCGGCCCGAUUCCGUAUGUGCAAAACGAAAAGAAAAUCGAUAUAACUCGUUGGUUGGCACCGGAAGCGUUACGCUACCAGCACUUCUCUGUUAAAUCGGACGUGUGGUCGUUCGCUUGUGUCGCUUGGGAGUGCUGUACGCUGGGUGGCACAUUAUAUGCCAAUAUCACUAACACGCAACAGUUGCUUGACGCAAUUAAGAGCGGUUCACGACCAGCACAACCGUCAUUCGUCUUUCAGGAUCUAUACCAACUGUUGCUCAACUGCUGGCAGCUAGAGCCAAGUGAACGUAUCAAUUUCGAGGAGAUCGCGUAUAAUGUGCGUCAGCUGAUGACAUCACCACGACACGCGUUAUGCUUUGAUCGAUUGCCGGAGCUGCCCGGCAAUAAUGUGCUGGACACGCUGCCAUACUACAUGCCAAUGCUGGAAAUGCUGAACUAGCAACAUGUGAUUUUUGAAAAUGCUUAUUGUAGGGAUACAAAGGAGCCAACCAAAUGUGCCUAUUAUGAAUGGUAAUUAUAGGAAUGCGAGUUGACAAGAGGUGAAAAUAAUCACAGCUGUUUAUUUAGUGCAAAAUUUUUUGGCCAAUACCAGCCUCUGCUUUUGGUUGAGACAGUUAUGUUGACAACAAAAAUAAAAUCUCAAAUCUUAGUUUUGUGUAAUUUUAAAACAACAAUUGUAAUAUAUGGUACAUAUGCAUGUAUGUUUUUGUUUAUUUUGUAGCAAAAUAUGUUCAUGCUUUUAUUUUACUUUAAAUUAUUUUAGACGAAAUUAAUUUGCACUUCGAAUCGUUUUGAUUGCAGAAAGCCAGUGUUCUCAUAUGAAGCUAUUUAUUUUAGUUUAAAGCCAAAUACCCCUGCUGACAAGGGAAAGUUUUAAUUACUAUGCAUUUCAAUAUAAAAAAAAAAAUACCCCAAUAAACAUAUUUAAAAUGUCGCAACAAUACUUGUACGAAAUGUAUUGUUUUUGAAGAAACUUGAAAUAUAUACAUGUUUUUGGCAAAAGCCGAAGCUAUGUUACAAUUAGUUUUUAAAUUGAAACCAGCAAAUGAUUUGAGUUUCUGUAAUAAAAUUUAAACUACAAUAGAAUAAAAUAUUUUCACUCGACAUUGGUGGCAUAUUUAAUGGCUACUAUAAUCUCAAAUGUACUGGCUUGAGAAAUCUAUUAGAAUUUUAUUUUUUUACAAUUUCUUAACAUACGCCCACAAAACGGUUUAUUGCAAAAUAAAAAGUGUAUAUUGGCAAUAUCGGAUAAAUAUUUUUAAUUUGUUUCAAAAGUUGUUUAUUAUUAUUGAAAAAGGAAAAAUAAUUAAAUAAGUGCUUAUAGUCUCAAUCAAUAAAUUCUAGCACGUAACUUCUAUAUCAGUUGAGGCCUUUAAUUUUUCAUUGUCUUCGAUUUUAUUCAAAAUAUUUUCGUAUGCAUAUAAUGUAUAUGCACAUAUUUGUAGAUAUGUUAAUUUCUGUAAACAUACAUAGAAAAUUGAGCGUUGAAGCGCCAAAGGCUUGUAAACACACGUACAAUUUAGUUUUUCUGCAAGAUGCAAAUUAUUUUUAGAAAUAAUUUGGUUAUAUACACAUAAAUAUUAUCAAUGUUUUUGUAAAGACUGUGCAACAUACCGUUGUUAUUUAGGCAAUAAACUUGCGUAAUUGCAAAUUAUAAACUUUGUCAAAUGUAAA